AUGACUGAAGACCAAGAUGCAAAAGACUCGCAGUCUGAUUCGGGCAGUAAAACCUUCAUAAAUAAGAACAAGGAUAAGAAAACAAAAACCCAACGUCCGCUAACGAAAAUAAUUCUGCGGCGUUUGCCACCUACCAUGACUGAACAAGCAUUCUUGGAGCAGGUUUCACCAAUACCUGACCAUGAUCACUUUUAUUUCGCUAAACCUGAUCCUUCUCUCGGCAACAAUCUUUAUUCCAGAGCAUAUAUAAACUUUGUUAAUGUUGAUGAUAUUUACCUGUUUAGAGAUAAAUUUGAUGGAUAUGUGUUUUUAGAUGAAAAAGGAGUAGAGUUUGUGGGUAUUGUAGAGUAUGCUCCAUUCCAAAGAAUACCUAAAAAGAAGAAGAAGAAGGAUCCAAAAUGUGGUACAAUAGAGACAGACCCAAUUUAUCAAGAAUUUGUUGAAAGUCUUAAUAAAGACCCUGAAACAGAAAAUCAACCUAAACUGGAGUUUUCAUACCCUGUUAAUGAUGUAAACGACAAAAAGGUACAAUCAACACCUUUGCUAGAGUACCUCGCUGCUCGUAAACAAGACAAGAGAGGGAGGGAUGAGCGCCGCAGAAGAGACAAUGACAAGAGAAAGAUGAGAAAUGAACGCAAAACCAAAGAAAUGACAAUCAAGAGGCCUGGUGAUAUAUCUGAAGAUGAAAACUUUAAUGACUAUAUAGAUUAUUCUCACCACAAAUAUAACCACCACAGUUUCUGGUAUGGAGAACAAAGGAUAUAUCAUAAGAGCAAAGGAAAGUGUGGAGUGGUUAAAACAGAGUUGAAAACUACUCACGGAUCUGAUGAGUUCAUUAGUACAGAUUCUGACUUUGAUAGUCAUUUUCCUGCUCUAUCAACUAAAACACAUAAUACUUUCACAUUAACUUCUGGUAAAUUUUGUGAUAAAAAAGAGACGCAAGAAGGUAGUCAAAAAAGUGGUGGUGAUACUUGUUUCAAGGAGGAAGAUACUGGUGAUGGUGAAGUAAAAAAAAUCAAAUCUAGAGAAUGGGAAAAAGAUGGCAAAGAUGACCAGGUAAAGUCAGAUAGUAAAGAUGGAUCUGUUUUUGAAUCUAAGACAUAUAGAGAACAACGUAAGGCAGGAAUUAACAUAUUAGGGGAGAAAAAGAAAAAAACUGAUAAUGAUAAAAAAGAAAAAGACGAUGAUCAAGGUGAUGACUCUGAUAAAGGAUAUAAAAAAGAUAAACGUGAUAAGUUCAAGGAGUCCCCUCGCGAACCGAAGAGUAAAAAAUAUAGUGAUACUAGGAAGGAAAGAAUCAAACAAAGCGAAUUUGUAAAGACAGACAAACAAUCGACUAUAAAUAAAAUCAUAUCAACAGACAGUAAAGUAAAGUCAAUGAGUCAUGAUGACAUUAAACCGUUUACUCAGCUUCCGCAUGUCAAAACCGAUGAUUACACAAAAAUUAUAGAUGGUAUGGAUAAGAAAAAAUUGGAAGAAUCUUUCAAAGAUGGGAAAGUAAAAGAUUUCAAUGACGAAACCUUUACCAAAAUUACUUCUGUUGGCGUUUCGAAGAUGAGAAGGAGCAGCUUGGAAUCUGGCGAAGUGCCCAUUAAGGAUGAGUACCUCUUGAAAAGGCAGAAAUCGCUUGAUGAUAGGGGAAAGUCCAGUGAAAGAGAAGAAUCUGAAGAAAAAGAUAAAAGUGACAGCGACCGUCGUACAGAACGGAGAAUCAGAAAUAAGGAUCGUCCAAGCCUUGUAAUCUAUCAGCCGGGCAUGGGGAAGUUCAGUAAACAACGCCUAGCUAAGGAGAAAGAAACACAGCCUCCAACUAAAUCUAUUAGUGAUAGUGAAAAGAAAGACACCUGA
Messenger RNA from Arctia plantaginis, 1848 nucleotides. NCBI's taxonomy places the organism in Eukaryota, Metazoa, Arthropoda, Insecta, Lepidoptera, Erebidae. The record is from the annotation of a GenBank genome assembly.